Raphanus sativus (radish) is the source of this 1047-nucleotide messenger RNA. RefSeq names its product probable glucan endo-1,3-beta-glucosidase BG4. The coding region runs from base 10 to 1047 and encodes 345 amino acids. Lineage: Eukaryota; Viridiplantae; Streptophyta; Magnoliopsida; Brassicales; Brassicaceae. Gene Ontology annotation, molecular function: hydrolase activity, hydrolyzing O-glycosyl compounds. The transcript has a single exon. Gene Ontology annotation, biological process: carbohydrate metabolic process. The record is from RefSeq and is a predicted model, not a curated record. Gene Ontology annotation, cellular component: plasma membrane.
AUUUUCAUCAUGCAUUACUCUCAUAAAAAUCUGUUCUUGUUCUUCCUGUCGUGCAUUGUGCUAAUAUCCAACUACAACAAUAAUGGCUUCAUAACCGCAACAGGUGAAGUUGGUUUGAACUACGGUCUCCUCGGAGAUAAUCUCCCGCCUCCCUCCGUUGUCAUCAACCUUUUCAAGUCCAUAGGCAUUACUAAAAUCCGAAUCUUCGACCCGAACACUGCGGUUCUCAAUGCCUUACGCGGCCACAAAGAUAUCGGAGUCACGGUAGGUGUUAAGGACCAAGACUUGGCUGCUCUGGCGGGCAACGAAGAAGCUGUUAACGGUUGGUUUGCAACAAACAUCGAGCCUUACUUAGCCGACGUCAACAUCGCUUUCAUUACAGUCGGAAACGAAGUCAUCCCUGGACCGACCGGUCCUCAAGUGCUCCCCGUUAUACAGUCUCUCACCAACCUAGUCAAGUCCAAGAGUCUUCCUAUCUCUGUCACCACCGUUGUGAGUAUGUCCAGCCUCGGACAGUCCUAUCCACCUUCCGCAGGAACGUUCACGCCUCAGGCGCGUGAACAACUCACCCCGGUGCUUAACUUUUUAUCUCAAACAAGUACGCCGAUCUUCGUCAACAUCUACCCGUACUUCCCUUACGCAUCAGACCCAGUGAACAUCCAUCUCGACUAUGCGACUUCCAACAUGGAGACCAUCGUGGUCCAAGAUGGAACCUUAGGGUAUUCAAAAAUGUUCGAUGCAAUGUUCGACGCGUUCGUGUGGGCAAUGGAGAAGGAAGGCGUGAAAGAUUUACCAGUGGUGGUGGCUGAGACAGGAUGGCCGUCAGCCGGGAACGGGGAAUUAACCACGCCUGACAUCGCGGCGACCUACAACGGAAAUUUCCUUAAGCAUGUAGGAAGCGGCACGGGGACGCCUAAGAGGCCUAGCAGUGGUAUCCAAGGGUUUAUAUUCGCAACGUUCAAUGAAAACCAGAAGCCCGCCGGGACUGAACAAAACUUUGGAUUAUACAAUCCUGUUGAUAUGAAACCCAUCUAUAAGCUAUUUUGA